AUGAACGCGAUGUGCUUGAGCUCCUACAGCGCCGUGUGGUGGCGCCCAGGAAAGACCGGCUUCAUGAAUGUGGUCGGCACCAUCUCUCUCACAGAGGUGCCAAAGCAGAAGUCCUUGGUUAAGGGUGCGGUUGUAGCUGCCCCGAUCGCGCUGAAGUGCGUCAAGCAACCAGAGCAGGAUUUCGUUGUGUGGCUGGGAUGGAAGGGGUCCAGAAACUUCAAGAAGAGUGGAAAAGGCCUGCACAAAGUCCUCUACGUCUGCACCACCGCCACGCACUCUGGCGUCUUCUUCGCUCACCACAGAGGCAAGCGGCUGGGAUUUGCGCUCAUCGCGCACGAUUCGCGCAACCCGCAGAAGUUGAGUAGCAAGCCUACCCUCUACAAAAAGGAGCUGUCUGGCUUGAUGGCGGAUGUCUUGCACGAUGGAGAGAGAACGAAGACAACCACGAAGGAAGGACAGCUAGUGACGGUGCGGCAGGCGGUACUUCGCCAGACCCUCGAGGGGCACGUCCUCGCAGCUGUUUUUGUCAACCAGCGCGGCGAUGUGUACGCGGUGGUCGCCCACUUGGCAAAAAACACGUGGCGCAAGUGGAGGAUGGAGGCUGCAGUCGGCUCCAUGCCGUGCAUCCACGUACCAGAAGGCGGCCGCGACGUGCGGUUUGUGCACUGCGACAUAGACGCGCCUGUCGAUCACACCUCCGCCGUUGUCGCCCCUUCCCUUCCCUUGGCUCUCUCGACGUUCGAUCGCAUCUCUGCGAGCAGCGCCAACUUGUCGGCGCAGGUAUCGGCCACCGUACCGCCUCUCCUGUGUGUAACAGUCCGUGAGGUCAUUCUGCCGACGCGCGGCUCCGGGGUUGCGGCGGUGCGAGUCUUUCAGAGUCAAUGCGUCGAGCGCGUCAGUGGCGACGUCCGGGUGAUGCCGCAGCCGUGCCUUACCCACGUGGAUGAGGCGACAGCGGUGUACACUGUCGUUGUGUUGGGGGAGCAGUCCAGCUGUCUCCUGCACAUGCGUCACUCGAUGUUCGGGUCGGAGCUGAUGACGAGCUGCGCCACGGUGGCGGGGUUGCAUCGACCAAUAAGUGCAUGCACGCUCUCGAUUCCGAGCCCGCACCGACCUCAAGGUGCCCGGGUCUCACUGGUGUUGAGCGAUGACAUGAGGGUGUACUGCUGUGAGCACUUCGGGCAGGUAGUGUCGGUGUCGCUCAGCAUCGACGGCGCGGACUGCUCCAUGUUGAUGCUCCCCGUGCCACUGGCGAAAAAGUCGUCCAAGAAAAUGACGACAGCGAUAACACUGCCAGCGCGGCUCAUACCUGUGAACAACGAAACAGAGGUUCUCUGCACUAACGGGACUGUCGGGCUCUUCUUGCGCGUGACGUCCGCUGCUUUUAGCGAGGCGGUGCCGGCACCACCCGACCUGGCGGUGGAAGGCGGCACCGGCGAGACAGCUGGCCGCGGCAUGGCAGGAGAAGCUGAAGUCGGAGCUGCAGCACUGCGUCUGUGUUUGCAGUCGUUGCAGCAGCUCUCUGUGCGCGCUUACCACCACGACCUACCAGAUGUGUUCUUUCGCCAUAUCCUGCCACACCUGCGCUACGUGGGUACCUCGCAGCAGGAGGUGAUGCUGAUCCAGCGCGUGUACGAGCAGCUGCUGCAGAUGGCCGAGCCGAUCCGGGAGCCGGAGUGGAGCUAUCUCUGGGCACUCACCUCCCUUCUCCAGAAAGCCCUCGUGAAGCGUGGCAGAGAGAACCAACUGCGGUACACUGACGCGUUCUUUCUGCAGCUGGCCGACACGUACCGGCAGAGCAGCUUUGCCUCUCCCAGCGGGGCGGCACUCGUAGGGGAUGGUGUCCGGGCUGUGGUGUCGACAGAGGUGCAAGACGUGAUCGCCGCACCGACGGCGACCGUUCCCGCAGAGGCGAUGUACGUCCUCGAUGGGUUGGCGGCAGGUGUGGCGCCGGUGGCCUUAGCCGAGGAGAUUGUGCGGCGCAUGGUGAACACCGAAACCCUUUCGAACGGUACCUGCGUUGUGGCCUCUCAGGCCGGCGUGGCAGACUGCGUACACUGCAUGGGAUGCGUGCUCGUGGCGAGCUGUCUAGACCUCAGUGUGUUUGUAAUCGCUGACGAGGUGCGCGGGUUGCGUGUGUCUCUUCAACGACCGCAGGUUGGCGUGUGCGUCGCGAUCCAGCCGCACACUUUCGCGAGCCAGAAGGAGUUCGAAACUGCGCUGGGCUUGGCAGGCGAUCUCCUCUGCGUCUCCUCCGCUGACGCGUCAUUUCGGCCCGAUGUAGCACUGCUCACGCUCGGCAUUGGGGGGCGGCAGCAUUGCCUGAACGCCUUCCUGCAGCUGUUUUCUCCCGUGCUGCGCCACGCCGUGGAUGCUUUGACGCCGCUUUCCAGCAAUCGAACUUGGUUUGAGGAGUGCGUCGCCACGCUGACGCAGUCGACCACCGAAUGGGUUGCCAGUCUGCUGCGCAAGGGCGGCAGCGACAGCUUCACCCUCACGGCGACUCUCUGCCACAUGUUGUGUGCAGCGCAGCGCGGCGUGGAUGCCGCCUUUUUUCGGAGUCUGUCGCACACCCUCUCCGAGGAGUUUUGCACCACCGCGCUGGUAACCAUCCUCUUCCACCAGACAGAACUGUUGCUGGCCGCUAUCCAGAAUUACGCCUCGGCAGUGGCUGCCUGCAUCUCGACGAAGAAUAGUGAAGCCGAAAAGGGCGCCAACUGGCAGGCGACGGACGUGGGCCGGAUUCGUCUGCAAGCGGCGCUGGCGCAGACAUCUGCCUUGUGGGCCCAGAUCGACUCCCUGUCUCCCUACCGUGUGCGUGAUGUGGCCGAGAGCUACCGCAUCUCCGCCAGCAUCUCAUUGGCGUCUGCCGCCCGUGCGGCGUCUGCUUCGACAGAGGGGACAAUGGUAUCGCGCACGCUGGUUCUGUGCUUCCGCAUUUUGUGCCUCGUGCAGUACUCGAUGGCGGCCGAGGAAGACACGAGCCUGUCAGUAAGCGCUGAAUCGGCUAGUUGGACGACGAGCGAUGCCGCUGUAAGGGACUGCCAAGGCGUGCUGGAGACUCUCUACCUGAUCAAGGGCGGCCCAUUGCCGCUCGAGUGGUUCCAGUGGAAGUUUAUGUCAUCUGUGAGACGCGCAGCUGCCAUCAAGCCAACGUGGGCACCGUACCUAGUGCGCCUGAUGCAGCUGUCGAAUGUGCAUGAAAGCAGCAGCGCGGCGCUCAAGCGCGACUUCUACACCCUACUGGACACCCUGCAGAGCCGUGGCGCGUCUUCCACAACGACAGCGGAAGAGGGGGAUAUGCAGAGGGCUGUUACAGCGGCGGAGUCUGCCGUUGGCGCUCUCGCAGGCCAGGCAGAGCACCGCGAUGCAGCGGCCGGAGCGGAAGGCCGUAGCCCGGCGCUAUCGAUGAGUACCGCUUUCUUCAUCUUUUCCCGCCAGCGCGACGCGUCGCUGCCCGACUGGAGUCGUUUGUACUCGUUGCCAGAGCGACGUCACCUUUUUGCUGCCACGUGGGUCGACGCACUGUGGACGCUGGAGCGUAUACCCGAUGCUCUUGAUCGUGCUUGUGCGGCAGCUCUAGCUCGAGUCCAGCUCGCGGCAUCUGAGGUGGGGACGACGGGACAGGGUGGGGACCAGCCGCCGGCGCUGUCCGAGGAGCUCGCGCUUCCCCUCUAUGCACAUAUCUACCGAUUGCGCCCUCCGGUGCGGAUGCACGCAGUGAUAGACGCGACACCGGCGGAAAGCGACGGCGCGUAUCUCUGUGUGCAGCAGCGCGUGGAUCGUGCCCAGCAGCAUGAGGAGGCCCCGCGCGAAGCCAUCGCCACCCCCGAAAAUGCUACCGCAAAGCCACAGCAUGAAGAUGCACAGGUGGCUGUCGCACCCGCUGUAGACACAGCGACAUCUGCGCCGCUUCCCUCGUUAAGCGCCGAACCCGAGGCUGCGGUGCGCACCGGCACGAGUGAGGCGAUGCCGACGGAGCAAGCCAGCAGCGCCGCAGACGCGGGCGCUGCUGCUGCUGCUGCUGCUUCUGCUGCGGUAGCGGCGCCAGCUGCACCGGCGGUCCCGACGCGGAGUGGUCUGUACUCUCCAACCAGCGUGGCGUGGUGGGACACGCUAGAGACGACACCAAGCCGUCCUCGCGCGUUGGACGUAAAGGUAGAGUGUGCCACCGCGAACUCCACGUCUCCCGCCACCGCCGACGACAACGGCGAGAGCUCCGACUCGGCCACGACGUACACCACAUCGGCCAGCAACUAUGUCGACCCGGUCGCCACGCUCGAGUCAUUUCACCGCUGUUGCUACGCGAGAGGCGGCAGUCAAACGGCGGCGGAGAGUGUCGGUAGCAGCUGGAGUGACUCGGAGUGGCACCUCUGCAAGCACCGGUAUGCCGCUGCCCGCUCGCAAGCGCAACACAGAGCAAGAAAGAGGUGCCGCUGCUGCGGCCGAGCGAUGCGCGUCGACUACCGCGGCCGCUCGGCCGGGAGGCGAGGCGAGGCUGCCGACGAUACUACGCCAGUGCGCGUUCAGUGGAGCGGGACGGCGAAGGAAACAACUGCACCGUAUGUGCGGUCGCCGCUGGUCACCGCGAAAGUGCCGACAGCCGCUGCGGCGCGGCCAGCUCUACUGGGCUUUUCGGCUCGCCUGCAGCCCCCAGAGGAGCCGGCGACCCUCCGCGCGCAGCCCGCGCGAAUGUCACUGGCGGCGCCGUCGCCCAAGGCGACCCCGUUCUCCCUGUUGACCUUUCCCUUCGCGUCAAAGGGACAGCAGGCGUCGCGAGUGCGGCUGUACACAUUAGACGGCGACCGCGUCCGCUACGUUGAUGGACAGGGCACGGUGCCCCUGCAGACCACCAGUCGCCCCGGCGUGGGCGCCCUGCUGAAUGUGCCGCCACUGCCUGCGACGAGUGUGUUUCCAGCUUGUCGACCGCUCGUGCGUCUCCCCUCGCAGCCUGCGCCAGCGCAGCUCGAGCAUCGUGACACGCGAGUGCCAUGUGCAGCAGAGGCGGCGCAGCCGGUGCGGUUUGUCGAGGUGGGGCAUGCAUAUCCGCAAGUGCCGCGCCCACCGGCCGGGGUCGCUCCACCGGCAGUGGAUGCUGCCACCUUGCAGGCUACCGCCACGAGCGCACCUGUGCCCGUUCGUGCCGCUGAAGCGAUCGCCUUUCCCUCUGUCGGUGUUGCGACACCAGUCGCUACCACAUCUGCACCGCCUGCUCCGGCCACCGUGACUCCACUGCCGGCGCCAACGGCUCUUCCUAUACGCGCCCCCGCUGUGCUGAGCCCUGCGCAAAUGAGCGACUUCCGCCGCUACACUGACAACCUGCUGGCUCGACAGACUGGAAGCACACCUUUACACGCCGUGACGACUGCAUCUGUUCCGGCUGCAGCACCUCCGACGGCAGACCGCCCCUCCACGGCCCCUGCAGUGACAACUGCUGUCGACAGUGCAAGGAUAGCGCGGCUGAUCCAGCAGCAAGAGGAGUUCCUCCGGAAAGCUGAAGCUAUUAUGGAAAAAUGCAGGGCUGAAAAAGAUGGCUUCUAUCGACGGGUCGAGGAGACCCUCUGCAGCGUCACCGCGGCUUCCCAGCAGCGUCAUGGACUGAGCCCGGUGGAACAGGCGCAGCUCGUGCAGAACAACAUCAAACAACGCAAUGAGCUUCUCGCCCUCAACCACCAGCUCCUGGAGAGGCCGCUGGCCGCCGCCCGUGCCGGUGGCGAGGAGCCGCCAGUGCCCACCGUAUGCUCCGCAACCUCUCAAGCGGCGCCGCCAGGUGUGACUGCCACCGGUGCGACCCAGACGCCGCCGCAACUGAGGGAGAGCGUUGGCGUGCCAUGGGCGGCGACGGGCGGCUCCGCUGCGUCCACAGCUGCUGCCGCGGCUUUCCAGCAGCGUCAUGGACUGAGCCCGGUGGAACAGGCGCAGCUCGUGCAGAACAACAUCAAACAACGCAAUGAGCUUCUCGCCCUCAACCACCAGCUCCUGGAGUUGCAGCUGGCCGCCGCCCGUGCCGGUGGCGAGGAGCCGCCAGUGCCCACCGUAUGCUCCGCAACCUCUCAAGCGGCGCCGCCAGGUGUGACUGCCACCGGUGCGACCCAGACGCCGCCGCAACUGAGGGAGAGCGUUGGCGUGCCAUGGGCGGCGACGGGCGGCUCCGCUGCGUCCACGGCUGCUGCAGCCGCCGCCCCUGUGCCACCAUCCGCGAUCUCGGUGCGGGAGCGCGAAGGAAUGAAAGAUAUUUUGUCCGACCUACAGCGACUCAACGCGGAGCUCAUGGCAAGCAGCGCGUCGGCUGAAGCCAUGGACAGAGCCGUUAAAGAGACGCGUGAAGUCAUCGAGCGAUACGAGCGGAACAAGACAGCCGAGGCACUCACGGCGGAGGGGAUCGCCCUGAUAUCAGCGAUGCGCCAGCGCACUGCUGCAAUUGAGCGACAGCUGGCGGAGCUGCCGCAGAGGUUCGAGGAAAAGGCCGCCACUGACGCAAAGAAAUCCUCGAGUGUGUGGGCGUCACAGUUGUCCGCGGCCAAUACAGUCGAGGGCUCACCGGCAGACGCUCCACCUGCCGCGCCGCUCGCAUCAUUCACGUCGACGACGGCCGUGGUGCCGCCGUCCUCGUUGCAUUUCACAGCGCAGGCCGGGACAUCAGCGGGGUCGGCAGAGGAGGCGCUGCUCUCACGGGACUUAACCCAGCACUUGCCGUCGAGCAACCCACUCGGAGCGGUAUCGCUCUCUACCUCCAUGCCUCAGACAGCGAAACCGCCGCAGCCGGGGCGGGCGCCAGGACCCACAGCUUCAGUGCUAACUGCACCGGUCGUCUCAUACGCAACACCGCGCGCCUCCUCCAUGUUCACCUCCGUUUCCUCUGUCCCCAUCGAUGAGCCGACAGUGCUUCGGUCCGCGACGCCGAAGGGGGCGUUUCCGCCCAGUGCAAGUUUUCAUGCUGAGCGGGCUGCCGGAGGUGAGGUGCCGAGUCUGCAUGUCUGUGAAACAGUGGAGUGCACCACCGUUGACCCUCCACGAGACAUGCCUUCCAACGUGAGUGCACCUCGAGUGGCUACUCAGCUGGGUGAUCUGGGCAGUUUGUUCGUGGAGAGUGGUGGUCGGUACGAGACCCGGCGUAACGCGAGCGCUGCUCCAUCGCACACGAGAGCAGCAGCUUCUCCUCGACGCAGGGUGCCGGUGCGCUCGCCGGCGCCCAAGCCUCACGCUGGGCAGCGACGCUUUUCAUCGCCCGCACAGGCGCCGGGACGCUGUCAUCGCAAGCAUGAGGAGCGCUACGCCAUGUACCGAGCGACGUCGAGGCCAGCGAAGGUGCGCCCAGCAGCUACCGCCACGCCUUAUGUCCCUGCCCCGGGCGUGCCUUUUACGCCGGCCCCACGUGUGUCGAUUGGUAAUGUCUUCGUGGAUCGACAGCAGAGCAGGCUCAUGGCUAGUAUUGCUAAGCGCAUGCAGCAGCUAGAGCAAGAUCUCUUUACGUAA
Messenger RNA from Leishmania major strain Friedlin, 7476 nucleotides. RefSeq lists its product as hypothetical. NCBI's taxonomy places the organism in Eukaryota, Euglenozoa, Kinetoplastea, Trypanosomatida, Trypanosomatidae. The transcript has a single exon. Bases 1 to 7476 code for a protein of 2491 amino acids. The record is from RefSeq and is a predicted model, not a curated record.